CCUCCCCCCGCUGCUCGCUCCUGCCUGCGACAGCACCGGACCGGAGGCACGUUAACGGAAAGAAGAACUCGCUCCGCACGUCGCGAAGGCCCCCGGCGCUCUCACACGGACGACGGACACAAACACCCACAGACACUCUCGCGUCUGUUUUUUUUUUUUAAAUUUUUGUAAAAGCACUUUGAACGACGUGUCUAUAUAAAUAUUAAUAUAUAUAUACAUAUAUAUCUAUAAGGAUUAUUUUAAAAGUCAGUGCUUGUAAUGGCGACAGCUGCCGUGUCUGCCCCCGCCGGCUGCGGCCCCAGCCCCGGGUCGGGAGCGGGAGCGGAGCUCGUCCGCGGCCAGGCCUUCGACGUCGGACCCCGGUACAGCAACCUCUCCUACAUCGGGGAGGGCGCCUACGGGAUGGUGUGCUCUGCUUAUGACCGGGACAACAAGGUGCGCGUGGCCAUCAAGAAGAUCAGCCCCUUCGAGCACCAGACGUACUGUCAGCGCACGCUGCGGGAGAUCAAGAUCCUCCUGCGCUUCAAACAUGAGAACAUCAUCGGCAUCAACGACAUCAUCCGCACGCCGACCAUCGACCAGAUGAAGGACGUAUACAUCGUCCAGGACCUCAUGGAGACGGACCUGUACAAGCUCCUGAAGACCCAGCACCUGAGCAACGACCACAUCUGCUACUUCCUGUACCAGAUCCUACGAGGGCUCAAGUACAUCCACUCCGCCAACGUGCUGCACCGCGACCUGAAGCCGUCCAACCUCCUGCUCAACACCACCUGCGAUCUCAAGAUCUGUGACUUUGGCCUGGCUCGCGUGGCAGAUCCCGACCACGAUCACACCGGGUUCCUCACAGAGUACGUGGCCACGCGUUGGUACCGAGCACCGGAGAUCAUGCUCAACUCCAAGGGCUACACCAAGUCCAUAGACAUCUGGUCAGUGGGCUGCAUCCUGGCCGAGAUGUUGUCCAACAGGCCCAUCUUUCCGGGGAAGCACUACUUGGAUCAGCUCAACCACAUUCUGGGGAUCCUGGGUUCCCCCUCCCAGGAGGACCUCAACUGCAUCAUCAACAUCAAGGCCCGGAACUACCUGCUGUCGCUGCCCCUGCGCUGCAAAGUGCCGUGGAACCGCCUCUUCCCCAACGCCGAUCCCAAAGCUCUGGACCUGCUGGACAAGAUGUUGACCUUCAACCCUCACAAGCGGAUCGAGGUGGAGGAGGCGCUGGCGCAUCCGUACCUGGAGCAAUACUACGACCCCACGGAUGAGCCGGUCGCCGAGGCUCCGUUCAAGUUCGACAUGGAGCUGGACGACCUUCCCAAAGAGAAGCUGAAGGAGCUCAUCUUCGAAGAGACCGCACGUUUCCAGAUGGCCUUCAGGUCCUAACGCCUCACGCGAGAUUGACUCUGUGGACCGGCCUCUCUGCGUUGCCACUGCUCCUCCUCCCUGCCUCCACACUGUUGCUGUGAUAUAUAUACACACACACACACACACACACACACACACACAUAUAUAUUUUUUAUUUUUUAUUUUCCCUCUCCUUGCUUUCUAACAUCACCCGGAUUCCUUGGGUCUCACUCGUCAAGUCCACUUUACUCAGGAAUGGCGUCAGGAAUCAAUCAAUCAAUCAAUCAAUCAAUCAAUCACUCUCCUUUUCUCCUCUCUCUCGCUCUCUCUCUAUGGGUGUGAUGACAUCACAGCUUACAGUUGGGGGGGGGCUGCUUUUGUGAUUUUAAGCCAAGAUAAACAAUUUUUGGGUGUUUGUCCCUAGUGCGUUUUUUGCUCUGGCUUUUCUUCUUUGAGACUUUUUUUUCGUGUCCAGUUGAAUCACAGUGAAACAUAAAUAGCUGUUGUGGGGUGGUUUUGUUUUUUUGUGGGGUGAAAACUUUGCCUACGUUGCACAAACGACGGAUGUAUUACUUAAAAAAUAUAUAUAUUCAGCCAUCAUAAAAACCUUUGUCGCACUCUUACAAGGGAUAACGCGAAUGAAACCAACUGAUUUAUGCAACGAAAUCACAUCAUCAGCCUCGAGCCGUCGCUCGCCGUUGAUGAGGAUCGAUAUUUCAUCAGGCGAUCUUGUAUUUGAAUCCUUAAAACUCUCACACGGAAGGCCCCGUAUGCAAAUAUAUACGUAGAAAUAUAUACAUAUACACACAGCCUAAAGAAUCUUAAGAUUUUUUAAAUGGCGCGCGUGACGACAGAAGGUGAAUCGGACGAAGCCCCGUCGGCUUCAGCGAGACGGCGUUUGAAAGGUUUCGCCGCCGUCGAUUUCUGCCUUCAGCCACGAGAAACUUAAAAAGACAAAAAGGUCAGUUUAUUCCACACCAGUCUGUAUGUGGAGAAUCUUCUCCAUAUUUUGGGGGAAACGCACUGCAUCAGGAGAAGAAAUAAUUUAUCACGACAACGUUUGUUUGCUUUCUGGAGGAGUGUUGUCGUGCCUCCCCUUUUCGUCCCGUCUCGUGUUUCUUCCCCUUUUCUUCGGCCUCUUGUUUAACUCUCUCUCUCUCGCGCCUUGUCAGAAUAAAACUGUGCCCUUUUGCAUGACUGUUAUAAGCUCUGUAUACAAAGACGACAAUGUUAUCAAGUGCCACACAAGCCGGGCAGAUCCGCCCUCUGUGGAUAAUAUGAAUAUAUAUCACACCUCCCAAAUCACACGGUGCUUUUCGUCCGCUCCUCUCCGUUCUCUUUUGUCUCUUUCGUGUCUCCGGUAUCGUUUCUUUUCCACGUUUUCAGUCUUCGGCCAAAAUGUCCACGUGCAUGCAGAGACGUCUCGUCGUCGGUUUGCAAAUAGGAGAAUAACCAUAUAUCUGUAUUUAUACCAGUCAACACACACACAAAACAACAACAACAACAACACAACCUGAGAAACGGGAUCCCAGGCAGCGUGAUAGAGCUAGAAAUAAAACUCAAAAUGUUUUUUUUUUCCAUUCACUUUUUCUUUUGCUUUAAUUGCACAUUUUCACGCUGAUGACAGUCGGCAGUUGUUCGGCACCAGCAGACAACUGCACUGAAACAAAAACAAAAAUAUAUAUAUAUAUAUAUACAUAUACAUAUAAAUCUUACAUCCGAACUGCAGCAGAAGUCAAAACCGUAGAUCUUCACUUCUUGUCAGUAACUGCUGAUUAAAGACUGUUGAAUUUGGAGAUUUUAUUUCAAGUGAAAGCAAUUAUGACUUCGGAGAUUAUAUAUGUGGAUUCUUUUGGGGGGGGGUGUAAACACAAACCAGCCAGUAGCCGAGAGGCACAGACGUCAUUUCAUUUUGAGUUGCACUGCGGCGUCUAUAAUGGCUGUCAUUUCUUUUUUUUCUUUUUACUACGAGUCACGAGAAUCUGUUCAGCGUCGCGGUACAGUUACAGAUUUCAGAACGACAACUUCAAAGUAUAUAAUCACAUACGACAUGAUGUACAAAAUGUACCCGAAGGGGUUCUUUAAGAAUCUUGACUCCUCUGGCACUUAAAAGGGAGAAAUUAUAGACUUAAAUCUACAAUGAUAAAAAUUCUAAACUUUUUUUUUCUUUCAGAGGAAUUAUCUCACUGAACCUCCUGAACAGACGUUCCAUCUAUAUAUUAAAUAUUCAUCAAGAAGUUUUAUCUUGAUGAAUGACGAGAGACGAAUCGUUGACCAGAUCUGUCGAGUUAGAUAUUUAAUCUGCCGAUCGACUAAUCGAUUAACCGACAAGUCUUUGUUAGAAUUUGUCAGCAAAUCAGAUGAACAAGUUUAUGAUUCAAAAAUAUAUGAAGAACAUCAAUGAUGAAUUGACAUUUGACAUUUUACUCAAAUAUAUGUCUUAAACUUAAUUUCCAAAUAUUUGAUAUAAAAUGUAUAUUCAUUUCCAGAAAACAUCAAAAUCAAGUGUCACGAGGAACAAAAAUGGAAUAAAAUGCAGUUAUUGAUCAUCGUAGUUCCCUCUUUGAUGAGGCAAAUCAAAGAAAAAUGGUUUUGAUGGUUCUGUCCACUGAGAUUUAACUUCUUUUUUUUUUUUAAAGACCAAAAUUGAAUUUUCUGAAACAACAGUUGUUGCACUUACUAACUUCACCUGCACAGACGUUAACGGUUAAAGACACACACACACACACACACACACACACACACACACACACACACACACACACUCUCGUCUGUCACAGUUAUUCGAUGCACUUGCUUCUCCAGUCGUCGGGGACGGGACUUGUAAAUCCGAGGUGCCUGCUGGGACUUGACUUGCCUGUAGAUAGUCUUUUUGAUUUUUUGAGGGGUGUGUGUUGGAACAUUAAGGGCACUGGAAAAGAACCUUACUGGUAUUAGUUGUAUGAACAAAAACAUAAAACCUUAAAAAAAAGAAGAAGCUUCUGCCGAGUUCUCUGUGCAUCCUGUCUGUUUGUGCCUUUUUUGACGGUCUUGAUAUCCAAGAUUUUGACGUGCAGCUUCUGUUUAGUCGGGAGUCCGUCGUACUCGCAGUAUACGCUCUUAAAGAUGAACACAAUCAAUCGGGGGGGGGUCUUUCUCUUUCAGUUAUGUACAUUUAUAAAGAGAAUUGUUGCCACAGCUGAUUUGUGAUUUGUGACUGUAUUGAAAAAGAUGAAAAGGAAAAAUUUAUAUAUAUAUAUUAAUUUUUUUGCAUUACCCAGUUUUUUUCUUUUCUUGAGCCUUUAUUUUUUUUUGUUGAUGUUUCUGUGCAGAUAUUUUUAUUGUUAAAAUGAAUGUCAUGUUUCUAUCAGACACUAAGUCUCGUUUUGAGUCGUCUCCAGUGGAACUUCUUCACUCUGUACGUUUUUGAUCAGUAUAAAUAAACCUUUUAAUUGUGUAGUUAACAUUUCUCAAAGGCAAAAAAAGAAAGAGAGAAGUGAGAUGACCCCUGGUUGUACUUCAAAAGGUUUCGCUUCGAUCUGCCAUAGGAAAUUGUUUGAAUUUGAAUCAAGUCGGUUUCUUUUCUUUUUUGUUGUGUGAAGGAUUUGACUUGACGACGCAUUUCUUUGCUCUUUAUUAAAGACUGACUGCCACUUUGAAAAAUCUUUUUCUUUUUUUUUUUUGCAACUCUGCCAAGACAUUUAAAUGGACGUUCAUUAAACAAAACACUGAACCUUC
Molecule: messenger RNA, 5052 nt
Organism: Scophthalmus maximus (turbot)
Lineage: Eukaryota; Metazoa; Chordata; Actinopteri; Pleuronectiformes; Scophthalmidae
Gene: mapk1
Product: mitogen-activated protein kinase 1
Exons: 9
Coding region: 259-1374 (371 amino acids)
Biological process (GO): protein phosphorylation; intracellular signal transduction
Cellular component (GO): cytoplasm; nucleus
Molecular function (GO): MAP kinase activity; ATP binding
Source: RefSeq, a predicted model, not a curated record